Juglans regia (Persian walnut) is the source of this 1975-nucleotide messenger RNA. Its product is annotated as GTP 3',8-cyclase, mitochondrial. Bases 428 to 1669 code for a protein of 413 amino acids. Lineage: Eukaryota; Viridiplantae; Streptophyta; Magnoliopsida; Fagales; Juglandaceae. The record is from RefSeq and is a predicted model, not a curated record. The transcript has 10 exons. Gene Ontology annotation, molecular function: 4 iron, 4 sulfur cluster binding; GTP 3',8'-cyclase activity; metal ion binding. Gene Ontology annotation, biological process: Mo-molybdopterin cofactor biosynthetic process.
CAUCCAGAAUAUUCCUACCGUUUAUCAUCCUUGUGUUGGAGCUCCCCUCGAAUCGAAAGACAGCACUAUCUAGCUAGUAGCUAAUUUAAUACGAUUCCGCUUCAUAUCCAUCUAUUUGAUUACACCAUUGCUUAUUACUAGCUGUAACAAAUUCUUCCCUCUUCCCCUCCGUUGCUUCUUCUCUCCCUCUCCCCCCGUCGCUUCGCUCUUCUCUCUCCCAUUUUCAGAAACCAAAAGUUCUCCCCCCCUCCGAAUCUCUCCUCCCCAUCUGAUUCCAGGGCAAACUUGACCCCCAGUCUUGGACAUGCGUCACGUAUAUAAAACAUUGGAGUCUGCGACAGUUUUCGCUUGCAGCCGCUCCUCAGCAGCUCGCCACCCACCCAGCGGCCAGCGGUGCAAUCACCAUACACGAUUAGGUUAGAGAGCAAUGUUCAGAAGCGUGCCUUUGCUUUCUAAACUGCACCCUCGAAUUGGCAAGCAGUAUCAUCUCAAGAAUUCCGUUAGAUGGUUUCAUGUACAGAGCUCCUCUGAUCUAGUCAAUUGUGAAAUUGCAUCAUAUUCUGAACCCAUAUAUAACAAUUGCCGAGAAUUAAUCAGUGGUUGUCUAAGUGGAUUCUUGCCAAAGACAUAUUCUACAUCUUGUUCUACCUUGUCGCAUGAUACUCUGAAAGAUAAUCCUGUUUCUGAUAUGUUAGUUGAUUCAUUUGGGAGGCUGCACACUUAUUUGAGGAUCUCCUUGACAGAACGUUGCAAUCUGCGAUGUCAGUACUGUAUGCCAGCAGAGGGUGUGGAGCUCACUCCUGGCCCUCGGCUACUCUCAAAGAAUGAGAUUGUUCGACUGGCAAAUCUGUUUGUAAGUUCUGGAGUGGACAAAAUUCGUUUGACAGGGGGGGAGCCAACCAUUAGGAAGGAUAUUGAAGAAAUUUGUCUGCAUCUAUCUAACUUGAAGGGACUGAAAACGUUGGCCAUGACUACAAAUGGAAUUACUCUCUCGAAAAAACUUUUAAAACUGAAAGAAUGUGGACUUUCUGCCUUAAAUAUCAGUCUAGACACAUUAGUCCCAUCAAAGUUUGAAUUCAUGACUCGGCGCAAAGGGCAUGAAAGGGUUAUGGAAUCAAUUAAUACUGCUAUAAUCCUUGGAUACAAUCCUGUGAAGGUCAAUUGUGUUGUAAUGCGUGGAUUCAAUGAUGAUGAGAUUUUGGAUUUCAUAGAGUUAACACGUGAAAGGCCAAUUAAUAUUAGAUUCAUUGAGUUCAUGCCUUUUGAUGGGAAUGUUUGGAAUGUCAAGAAACUUGUACCCUACUCUGAAAUGCUGGAUAGAGUGGUAAAAGAGUACCCAGACUUAAAGAGACUUCAGGACAACCCAACAGAUACAGCAAAGAAUUUCAGAAUAGAGGGGCAUUGUGGUACGGUUUCUUUUAUAACCUCAAUGACUGAGCAUUUUUGUGCUGGAUGCAAUAGAUUACGACUUUUGGCUGAUGGGAACUUCAAAGUUUGCUUAUUUGGUCCUUCAGAGGUUGGCUUAAGAGAUCCUCUUCGCCGUGGUGCUGAUGAUCAUGAGCUCAAGGAAAUAAUUGGGGCAGCGGUGAAGAAAAAGAAAGCUUCACAUGCUGGAAUGUAUGACAUUGCAAGAACAGCAAAUAGGCCUAUGAUACAUAUUGGUGGCUAAAUUUUGGACUCUGCAUCCAAGCAAAUUCAGUCAGUCAUUUGCUGAUGGAAGAACUCGACAUCUUACGUGUUACUUUUGAAGGCCCUGGUCCCUUUCUUAGCAUUACCAUUCCUCUCUUCUGUAAUUUAUCUUCAUGUUUGUUUUUUAUUGUAAGAAGGAACACUGCACUAACUCUGUCCUCAGUUAUUUUAAAUUAUGCAUACAAUAUACGCUAUUAUCAUGUUCAUAAUUAAUACUCGUCAAGAAAAUAUCUUAUUCACUUUGAUGUACCUUUCUCAAAUAUGAAAUAAGGCCUUGUUUGGGUAA